Molecule: messenger RNA, 1524 nt
Organism: Owenia fusiformis
Lineage: Eukaryota; Metazoa; Annelida; Polychaeta; Sabellida; Oweniidae
Source: the annotation of a GenBank genome assembly
CGUCUUCUCCUUCUUCUCCUCUGAUACAAGGUCUCUGUAGAUACAUUGAUAUGGCUGGCCAUACAUUGAUGCCAGGAAUACAGAUCCAUCUACCUCCUCAUUCAAAAGUUUUGGUUCAUUUAGUAUACUUAUGCCAUAAUGCACAUUUUCAAGUUCUUCGAAAUCGAGAAACCCCCAUGCAACAUGGAGAAAAACAAGAAAAAGUAAAACUUUUUUAGUUUUCUCUUCCAUCCCGGAAGCUGAAUCAGUAAAUAAGAGAAUUGUGGGUAGAAUACAGUAAGAUGAAGAAAGUUUAGACUACAAACACCGUAGUGUUUUUAAUCAAUCUCAGAUAACUUUAUUGUGAAUUUUAACUUUUGUUGACUUAUCAUUCCAAGUAUUUACAUUUAUACCAUUAUCAAUUAUCUCAUCAGAAUAAUUCAUAAUAGAUUUAAAUCUGAAAUUAGCAACUAUAAACUUUCAACGUGUUACUGUUUAGCAAAAUCCAAGCAUGGCGAAAAUGGAAAAAUAUGUGAAGUCUGAAGAAGGGGAGAAUUCCCUCCCUGCCCCCAAUAUUUCAAGCAUAAAGAACAAACAGAGACGUGGAGAAGCAUACAGAGACAUGAAACGAACUUUAAACAAGGAAAAGAAAAAAGCAAAGAAGAGACAAAGACAAGAAAGGGAGGCUCUUGGAGACAAGGCUCCACCAAAGAAGAUCCCUAAGACCAUAGAGAACCAGAGAGUGUAUGAUGAGACCAUGGUCAACCCAGAGGAUGAGGAGGUUGCUCAAGAUGAAGCAACUGAUGAGACUGCCACAUAUUUCAAUAGAGAAACAACACCUAAAAUUCUUAUAACAACUUCUGAUCGUCCAAAAGGGAGAACCAAUGCAUUCUGCAAGCAGCUAAAAAAAGUCAUCCCAAAUUCAGAUGUGUUCUAUAGACGUGGUCUUGACCUAAAAAAAGUUAUCCCACAAGCCAUAGAGAAGGAAUACACAGAUCUAGUUGUAAUCAAUGAAGAUAGAAAAGUACCUAAUGGUUUGAUACUUUCACAUUUGCCCAAUGGACCAACUGCACAUUUUAAACUAUCAAAUGUCAAAAUGGAUAAAGAAAUAAAGAACCAUGGUGAAUCCACUAGUCAUUUUCCUGAGGUGGUUCUCAAUAAUUUCAACACACGUUUAGGUCACUCUAUUGGUCGCUUGUUGGCAUCUCUAUUCCCUCAUGAUCCUCAAUUUACUGGACGUAGGGUGGCCACUUUCCACAAUCAGCGAGACUACAUAUUCUUUAGACAUCAUAGGUACCAGUUCAGAAAUGCUAAAAAAGUUGGACUUCAUGAGCUUGGGCCACGGUUUACUCUAAAAUUACGAUCGUUACAAAAAGGCACAUUUGAUUCCAAGUUUGGCGAAUAUGAAUGGGUUCAUAAGCGACAUGAAAUGGAAACAAGCCGAAGAAAGUUCUUCUUGUGAGCUGGGAUACUGCUGGUGGUGUGAUUUAAGGUACAGGAACAUGACUAGGAUUCAAUGCAUGCACAUCUUGGCAGACAUCCAUC